This is a messenger RNA of Exophiala viscosa, 1293 nucleotides long. Its product is annotated as FAD-binding monooxygenase. The record is from RefSeq and is a predicted model, not a curated record. Gene Ontology annotation, molecular function: monooxygenase activity; FAD binding. Bases 1 to 1293 code for a protein of 430 amino acids. NCBI's taxonomy places the organism in Eukaryota, Fungi, Ascomycota, Eurotiomycetes, Chaetothyriales, Herpotrichiellaceae. The transcript is spliced from 7 exons.
AUGGGUUCAUACCAGCCGACUACUACUGUUGCCAUCGUUGGGGGUGGGCCAGCUGGUCUUGCAGCGGCCAUCGCACUCUCUGAACUGCCGUUCCUCUCUGUCACUAUAUACGAACGUAAUCCAGAACCUCGCGAAGUCGGAGCUGGUAUCAGUCUAAGCUACAAUGCAUGGAAAGUUCUGGACUUACUUGGUGCUGCCGAUGGAGUCUGGGGGUCAUCCAAAGCUGACACUCUUCAAAGGAAUGGCUACAACGGCGAUGUAGUACUGAAGCAGCCAUGGCCAGAGAAUGCCAAAGAAGAUAAACGAGGUGCUAUCCGAGCUCGCAGGACUCGUCUUCAGUCUGGUCUCCUCGCAAAGAUACCCGAAGGUGUCAUCCAAUUCAACAAAAAGCUCGUGACAGUGGAAGACCUUGGAGAAAAUGGGGCUCUUCUGCAAUUCGAGGACGGGUCAGAAGCGGUAGCAGACUUGGUUGUGGCGGCCGAAGGCAUACGUUCAGUGGUCCGACGUACUCUAUAUCCUGACCUUCGGAUUCACUUCACGGGCAAUACCGCGUGGCGUACUCUAAUCCCUCGAUCAUCCCUGGCCCAUCUUCCUGAUAUUAGUCGCGGUACAUCAUGGUGGUAUGGGAAAGGUGGUCACGCGUAUCUUUCGGGAGUCGACGACCCAUCCAAGCUAAAGCCUGGCGAAGAAGAACUAUUCGAACUCUCGGUGAGGUCUUACCACGAACCCGAAAUUCCAGGUCGGACAGUCUCCUGGGGCAUCCCAGCAACCAACGAACGAGUACAAUCUCGCUUCCUGGAGUAUGAUCAAAGGGUUCAGGAUGCUAUUGCCGCUGUACCAGAAGGUAAUUGGAGGGAGUUCGCAAACUAUGCUGGGCCAGGACCAGAGAAAAUCACCGGCUGGGACAAGGUGGUACUCAUUGGAGAUGCUAGUCAUCCGCUCCACGGUGCCUUCGGUUCAGGGGCAGCGUUUGGUAUGGAAGACGGAUGGACGCUAGCCCGUGCCAUUGAGCUCACCUACAAUCGUGAUCCUUCGAACUUCCUCAGGAGUGCACUGCAGAUCUUCGAAGAGAUCCGGUUGCCGUACUAUCAAGGAAUGUACAGAUAUCUUGCCGAGCAACGAGAGAAGUUGCAAACACUGGAGGCCGACAACCGAAGCUUUGAUGACAUUCUCAAGGCUAGAUUUCAGAUGUUUGGAAUAGGACAGAAAGGAAAUCUGGACUGGAUUUACAAGCACAAUAUUGGGCAAGUCUGGGAAGAUUACUUACAAGGGCGCAAGGAAGUCAAUGCUUAA